Messenger RNA from Lutzomyia longipalpis, 1937 nucleotides. RefSeq names its product ribosomal RNA processing protein 1 homolog (gene Nnp-1). Gene Ontology annotation, cellular component: preribosome, large subunit precursor; nucleus; preribosome, small subunit precursor. Gene Ontology annotation, biological process: rRNA processing. The transcript is spliced from 3 exons. NCBI's taxonomy places the organism in Eukaryota, Metazoa, Arthropoda, Insecta, Diptera, Psychodidae. Bases 66 to 1895 code for a protein of 609 amino acids. The record is from RefSeq and is a predicted model, not a curated record.
UAACACCAUGUGCGUGCUGUGAAACGUCACAAAAAUAAACAAAAAGUAUUUUUGUUGGCUAAAAAAUGGCAAAAUUACCGAAUUUCCGUGAAAAGAAACCCCCAAAAGUGUCCAGCAUGAAGCCCAAAACUUCCGGGAGUGUGCCCAAGAGUAAACUCGAAGUGAAAGUUCAUCUAGUUGAGCAGGAAAUUAAAUUUGCUCAAGCUCUUGCGGGGCAUGAUCCAAAAAAUCAGGCAAAAGUGUUGAAAAAUCUGAGAAAAUGGCUUUCCCUGCGCUCCAAGAGCUCCUAUCCAUUUACGGAUAAGGAUUUUUUGAGGUUAUGGAAGGGCUUAUUCUAUGCAAUGUGGAUGUCGGAUAAGCCGCUCGUUCAGGAGCAAUUGGCUGAAGAUCUCGGUGGUUUGUUGCACCUCUUCCCUACACCUGAGAUAAGUCUCCAAUUCUACGCGGUGUUCCUGCAGACAAUUAAUCGGGAAUGGUUUGGAAUUGAUCAGUGGCGCAUUGAUAAAUUCUUAAUGUUGGUACGGAGGGUUACGCGACAAUGCCUCGUUAUCCUGCGGGACAAUGGAUGGCGCUUGGAGCUGAUAAAGGUCUUCCGGAAAGCCUUUAAAGAGCACAUUUUUGACGAAACACGAAUGUCCGUUGGUUUAGCCAUGCAUUUUGUGGAUUUGUACCUUGAGGAAGUGGCCAAAGUAUCCCAGGGGAGCAUGAAGAAAGCCACCGUGACAAGCCUCAUCCGUCCAUUUGUCACCCUCGUGGGCACGCUCACGGAUACACGCGUAACGAGCUCUAUUGUCAAGAAUAUCUUCAAUAAUCUCCUGCAGCAGAGUGAUUUGGGGCGUCAGCAUAGGGAAAAGUAUGAAGCAUGGAAGAGUUUUGGCUUUCCAACAUCUUCCAUUGAUGAUCUGGAACUUGUUGAGGAGGAAGAGAGUGAAUUGAGUGAGGCAGAGCCCGAGGAAGGUGCUGAUGAGGAAGAUUCUGCAGAUCCCGAGAAGGUAGCCCUGGAUCCACGUGCUGGGCGUGUGAAUGUAAUCCUUCCGGAACUCAAAUUCAAUCCGAAAGCCAUCCUUGGGGCCCUCGAGAAGCUUCUCUAUGCUGCCGAUACGAAAUCCAAGGCCCGGAAGCGCAUAAAGAGGAUUAUGGAGAAUUAUGAGAAGUUCGCCGAGGGAACGUAUCCUCUGGGCGUUCACACGAUGCCACGGUUGCAGGAUGAGAAGGCAAAGGCACCGUCAAUAGAUGAGAAAAUCACGGAGAUGGUGAAUUUUGAGAAGGAACUCCUGAAUCCAACAAAACUCCUGAAAUCCCUGACAAAGGGUCAAAGGAGGAGGUUUAUGAAGAGUGGCCUCUCAAUUGAGGAGUUUGUGGCUCAGCUGGAGCCCAAACCCACACAAUCUGUGCUUCCGGAAGUGAAUGGUAUGAAUGGGGAUUCCGAUGAUGCAGUUCCGGAAGCAAAAAGGAGAAAAAAGCGCCCGGAAAAGGCGCUCAAGCGCAAAAUAACAUCCCCAAAGUUCACAGAAGAGCCUCAGGAUGAGUGGCAGGAGCCCCUGAAGGAUGGUGAGUAUGAAUACUUUGUGCCAUCCAUGAAGAAGCGCCUCGAGGAGCUCAACAAAGAGUCCCAGGAUACGGUAAUCAAUCCCUUUGCCCUGAAAAAGGCCAAAAAAUCUGCCAAAAAGGCCAAAUUAGUCGAUGCCACACCCAGCUCGAGCGCCAAGAAGAAGGUACGGAUUGCCCUGGAGAUGAAUACAUCGCAGGAUACUGCCGAAUAUCUCAGGCAGGUCAGGAACUCCCCGCAGAUUCCCUAUGAUUCGGACAGGAAGCCCGCAAAGAGCUUACUGAAGCCAAAUCUCAUCCCCGGGCCCAUAAAUCCGUACUACAAAAGGAAAAUAAAUUUUGAUUAAAUUGUGAAUUAUUUGUAAAAAAUAAAUUUUUUUAAGAGAAAA